Aspergillus alliaceus is the source of this 819-nucleotide messenger RNA. RefSeq lists its product as uncharacterized. NCBI's taxonomy places the organism in Eukaryota, Fungi, Ascomycota, Eurotiomycetes, Eurotiales, Aspergillaceae. The transcript has a single exon. The record is from RefSeq and is a predicted model, not a curated record. Bases 131 to 658 code for a protein of 175 amino acids.
GUGCAACGCCUCCAUCUCGCUUCUCAAUACUGCGUCUUUUCUUGGGUGCCUUUUAAUUAUCACUCAAUUUUGUCAGUUCACCUUACUCGGAUCCUAGAUCAACCCAAACUCUACAAAUAAUAGAGAGGCAAUGUCUUUUAUCGGCCAUAAUACAGGAUUCGACAAGAGACACACACAGGGCGAAAAUAUAUCUGUUAAAGCAGAUGAGACUCCUCUGUCGGCUGCUAGUCUUCCAAACCCGAGCCAAAUUCCCUCCGUUACUUCCAACAAGGCAUUGGUGCCCGAUGUGCCUCACGGCAUCGACCCUUCACACCUGACUACCCCCGAGAAGAGACUCUACGACUUCUUAUGUUCCCAAAGAUGGAAUGAUACACAGUGUUCUUGUUACUUCACUCAUAUCGAGUCGAUGAAAGAGGCCCUUUCCCACCAUUUCUACUCGCAAGGUUGGAGCGACGAUCAAGUGCAAGCUCUUCACGAGCGUUGCCAAAUGGAAUUACCGGAGAAUUUUCCGGCUCCUAGAGGUGAUGCCGAUCAAGAAGAUCUGCAGAUGCAGCUGAGAUUAGUGGAAGAAAUGAAUCGUAGAAAGGCGAUUGGAGAGCGCAUGUACCCGUCAACUAAGACUAUAGGAACGGGGAUUGCUGAGGAGAGAAGGACUUGAGUUGGAAAUUCUUCAGGGCAUUAUCAUAUGUAUGCCCGUCUAUCUCUGCUUAGCUGACAUAUAUCUGGUUCUUUCGCUGAUUUUGUAAAGGAGAAAUGCUGAAUAUUCAAUAUGCAAUAUGUCAAUUUGUCAUAAGGCUUAUCACAAGCUGGAUGCUCACA